Oryza sativa Japonica Group (Japanese rice) is the source of this 924-nucleotide messenger RNA. The record is from RefSeq and is a predicted model, not a curated record. Lineage: Eukaryota; Viridiplantae; Streptophyta; Magnoliopsida; Poales; Poaceae.
AGGAAGAGGAGAAAGAAAGAAUAUCCACCAGUGUAGACUACUGCAGUACAGAUCAGAGGGUGUAUUGCAGUAUUGGGUAGUUGGAUAUGCAGGGGGAGGUGGAUCAGCCGAUGCAGAUGGUGCUGCGGGUGAAGCACCCGUCGUCGCUGGGCGGCGGCGGCGGCGGCGGGGAGGAGGAGGCCGGCGAGGCGUCGUCGAGGUCGGCGCUGUCGGUGUUCAAGGCCAAGGAGGAGCAGAUCGAGAGGAAGAAGAUGGAGGUGAGGGAGAAGGUGUUCGCGCAGCUCGGCCGCGUCGAGGAGGAGUCCAAGCGCCUUGCCUUCAUCCGACAGGAACUGGAAGGGAUGGCGGAUCCAACCAGGAAGGAGGUGGAGGUGAUCAGGAAGAGGAUCGACGUGGUGAACCGUCAGCUCAAGCCUCUCGGCAAAACCUGCGUCAAGAAGGAGAAGGAAUACAAAGAAAUCCUGGAGGCGUACAACGAGAAGAACAAGGAGAAGGCACUGCUUGUAAACAGGCUAAUUGAGCUGGUGAGCGAAAGUGAGAGGAUGCGUAUGAAGAAGCUCGAGGAGCUGAACAAGACGGUCGAUUCACUCUACUAGGCGCCAGAUAAUGUUAUCCCCUAGAGGCAUAUAAUUCCUCUCUGUAAUCUCAGUGCCAUGGAUUUGUGAAAUGUUCACGUGACCCGUUCAUGUUGCUUGUAACUCAAGAGUGAUUCGUUCUCUCUCUUUUUUUUUUCGCCUCUUCUCUCAGUUAAUUAAUUGGCUUGGGUGUUUGUUGCGUUGUCACUGUCGAGUAAAACUGACGUAUUUAAGCAAGAACAUAUCAUGGAAACAAGGCUAGGAAAAAGAAGGUGAAGGAUGUUACGUCGACUCACUUUUGUUCUUCCUUUCAUUCUGUACAAAGUAAUGUAAUGCGACCAGCCAACCA